Tinamus guttatus (white-throated tinamou) is the source of this 1422-nucleotide messenger RNA. NCBI's taxonomy places the organism in Eukaryota, Metazoa, Chordata, Aves, Tinamiformes, Tinamidae. The record is from RefSeq and is a predicted model, not a curated record.
GAAAAAGCUACCAAUGAAUAUAACACCAGUGAAGACUGGGGUCUUAUUAUGGAUAUAUGUGACAGAGUUGGAAGCACUCCGAACGGAGCAAAAGAUUGCCUUAAAGCCAUUAUGAAGAGAGUAAAUCAUAAAGUUCCCCACGUGGCUUUGCAAGCCCUUACACUUUUAGGAGCCUGUGUAUCAAACUGUGGAAAAACCUUUCACUUAGAAGUAUGUUCUCGUGAUUUUGCUAAUGAAGCUCGCAGUAUAAUAAAUAAGGCUCAUCCAAAAGUAUGUGAAAAGCUAAAAACUCUAAUGGUGGAGUGGUCAGAAGAAUUUCAGAAAGACCCACAAUGUAGCUUAAUAUCUGCAACUGUUAAAUCUCUGAAAGAAGAAGGUGUAACUUUUCCUGCAGCUGGAUCACAGGCUACCACAAAUGCUACUAAGAAUGGUGCAUCGUCAAGUAAAAGCAAAGAAGAUGAAGAUAUAGCUAAAGCUAUUGAAUUGUCUUUGCAAGAGCAGAAACAGCAACAAACGGAAACCAAAUCCUUGUACCCAUCUGCAGAAAUUCAGCAAAACAAUCAGAACGCGAGGAAGGUGCGAGCUCUGUAUGACUUUGAAGCAGUCGAGGACAAUGAGCUCACCUUUAAAAGUGGAGAAAUUAUUUUUGUUUUGGAUGACAGUGACCCCAAUUGGUGGAAAGGUGAAAAUCACAGAGGAGUGGGACUCUUUCCAUCCAAUUUUGUGACUUCUGACUUAAGUGUGGAACCUGAGACAGCAACUGUGGAUAAAAAUUCCGUAACUGUGGAUACUACAGAAGAAAUUAAGAAAGCAGAACCUGAACCAGUUUAUAUAGAUGAGGAGAAGAUGGAUAAAACACUGCAGGUGCUUCAGAGCAUAGAUCCUACAGAUUUAAAGCUGGAUUCUCCAGACCUCCUAGACUCGGAAGAUAUUUGUCAACAGAUGGGUCCAAUGAUAGAUGAAAAACUAGAGGAGAUAGAUAGAAAACAUUCAGAAUUAUCUGAACUGAAUGUGAAAGUUCUAGAAGCCCUGGAGCUCUAUAACAAACUGAUGAAUGAAACGCCGAUAUAUUCAGCCUACUCAAAACUCCACCAUCCUGCACAAUAUCCACCUACGUCUGCUGGUGUUUCUGUGCAGUCGUAUCCUGUGCAGCCACCUAGUGGAAACUACAUGAUACAAGGUGUGCACCAAGUCACUGUUUCCCAGGGCUACAGCCUAGGACCCGAUCAGAUGGGGCAGCUGAGGUCUCUGCCUCAAAACGUGAAUUCUUCUGGAGCAACCCAGCCUGCCCAAGCUGCAUAUUUAAGCCCAGGCCCGGAUGCUGCUGAGCAGCGCGGCCACGGCCGGGUUGGGGAGCUGGUGCCUCCUGCCAGCCGGAGCGACAGCAUCCUGCUGCUGGGUGGCACCAGCACCGCGGGUUAA